Hippoglossus stenolepis (Pacific halibut) is the source of this 2031-nucleotide messenger RNA. RefSeq names its product sialidase-3. Gene Ontology annotation, biological process: ganglioside catabolic process; oligosaccharide catabolic process. Gene Ontology annotation, cellular component: lysosome; cytoplasm; membrane. The record is from RefSeq and is a predicted model, not a curated record. Gene Ontology annotation, molecular function: exo-alpha-sialidase activity. NCBI's taxonomy places the organism in Eukaryota, Metazoa, Chordata, Actinopteri, Pleuronectiformes, Pleuronectidae.
UAAAUGCAGCAGCAGACGUUGGUGAUUGUGGAGAGACACACAUUACGAGUCUGUCUUUUCUCUUUAGAGUGACUGUUUUAUACGUGUAAACCCACCAUGGCAAUGGCAAUUUUAAAGGCCAAAGAACCUCAGAAGCAGCCUGUCUUUGACUAUCAGGAUGGAUGUGUGUACAGGAUUCCUGCUCUGUGCUACAACAGAAACAGUCAAACUCUUCUCGCCUUUGCAGAGAAGCGGAAGACUUUGAAGGAUUCCGAUGCUGAAAAGCUGGUGAUGAAAACAGGAAAGCUGAAGGAGGACGACCCUAAUGAGAUUCAGUGGUCGAAUCUCAAAGAAGUGGAAAAUGCACGCUUGUUGUCCCACCGUACCAUGAGCCCCUGCCCAGUGUAUGAUGAGAAGAAUAACAAACUGUACCUGUUUUUCAUCUGUGUUAAAAAUGGUUACUCAGAAAAGUGUCAAAAAAAUGGGGGCAACAUGGCUCGGCUCUGCUACAUCACCACCACCGAUGAUGGUGAAAAGUGGAGCGCGCUGACAGAUUUAACAGAUUUGAAGCAGUGUGAAAUGUGUUGCUGGGCCACAUUUGCUGUCGGGCCGGGCCAUGGUCUUCAAACACAGAGCGGCAGGUUGAUUGUUCCUGUCCACGCUUAUCAAAUUGAGCUAAGCUCCUGUUGCUGUUGGAAAGGUUGCGCCUCUACUUCAUAUGCACUCGCCCUGUACGCUGAUCAUCCAGACACAGAGUGGAAGUUUGGCAACAUGCUUGAAACCGAAUCAGGUGAAUGUCAAAUGGCAGAGCUCUUAGAUGACAAAGGCAAACAUGUUGUCUACUGCAACGCCCGUAGUACGAAGGGCCAUCGAGUGGAAGCUGUCAGUCAGAACGGGGGUGUCGAUUUUGCCAACCAGACCGGCAGUAAGGGGAGUGAGAAGAUUGUUGAAACGGCUUCAGGUUGUCAGGGUAGUGUGGUCUCCUUUCCAGCUCAUGGUAAAGAUGCAGAUACGAAGGAUGAACACAACAGCAACAACACCUGGCUGCUCUUCACCCACCCAACCGAUAAGACAAAAAGGGUUAAUUUAGGAGUGUAUCUGAACAAAUCCCCACAGGAUCCAGACAAAUGGAGCGAACCCUGGAUCAUUAACAGUGGAACCAGUGCUUACUCAGACCUGGCUUAUAUUGGUAAGGGUUGGUUUGUGUGUCUUAUGGAGCGUGGGGAGGAAAUAGAACUGAACCAGAUAUCUUCUGUGAUGUUUAGCUGCAGCCAGGUCGAGGAAGGCAUUGGACAGUGAUGUUAAUUUCAGUACUGUUGUUGUAGCCUACAAAACAUUGAGACUCAAGAGACUUCAGAGGCUCGAUAGAUAUAAUGACUAUUAAGUGAUGAGAUCAUAAUCAAAGCUUUUUUUAUUAAAACGAUUAAGUGCCAUUUUAUAUUUUAAAAGAGCUGCUUGCAUUUGGAUUUUGUUUUGAAAAUGAUGUGGCAUUGACAAUUUUGUUUAUAAUGUUCUUCUCUAAUGUAAUUCUUCUUUUUUUCCCGAAAUGAAAAGAGAAAAAUGUAAGAGCUGUUGUGACUAGUGUUUUUAAUAAAUGUAGGAUUGAUCAUUUGUUUCUGAAACCUUUUUAUUUUUUAAAGUUUUGUCUGUGGCCCUCACAGGACUGUAAUAAAAAUGACCAAUCAUUUCAUUCAAAAAUAGAAAACAAAAUGAUUGGCUGGUGUUCCUGUCUGUCGCUCACCGACCUGCCUGCCUGCCUGUGCUCUCACUCUUCAUAACUGCAGUCUUCAGCUGGCGAGACAAACAUCACUGAAGUAGAGACGACUGCUGACUAAGACCUAGCUUCAUAAGGGUUUGUUUGCAUGUGUAAUGGAGUGUGGGGAGAAGAAAGAAAUUAAGCAGAUAGCCUCGUUGGUUUGUAUCGACAACAUGUGAAAACUUCUCUGUCUUUACAAACCAUGACAAUUGUGCAAAUGUACAAAAUAAUGUGAUUUCAUUGAAGAGCAGAAUGUUUCCAAUGUAAAAACUAAUUAAAAGUUCCUUUUUCAGAAA